AUGGAAGAGAUCAUAAAUCACUUCCUCACGUCAUGGACGCCGUCCACAUUACCAACAUCAACCUCCAUCAGCUCGAUAAACCCCACUAAUAUCCCUGGCUUGCUGGCAACUGCUGAGCUGCUACGGCAAGAGGUCGCAACUCAAACAAAUUCAAUUUCGCUAUAUUUCCUAUCGCGGAAUGCAAGAGCGGCAGCAGCGUCAUAUACAAUCUUGAGUGACCAGCAGGUAUUGGCAUCGGCAACAUCCCUACUCAAUGCUGCUGCAAAUACCGGAGGUGCUACUCCAACACUCGAUGUUGACCUUGCACAAAUCACCCAAGAAUUGUUCAAUUCUACUUUGUUAUUGAAGAAAUUGGAAUGGGAAGCUAAUCUCUACGCAAUCCACAUUUCAGUCCCAUUCAACUUAUUGUUUGCCAUCUUGUUUUCCAUUCUAUUGUUGGUGAAUUUCUAUCUCGGGCUAAUUCGGGGCAAAACUAGAUACUUUGCAACGUGUAUGCUAUGUGGAUGCGGAUUGGAGAUUGCUGGGUACGUGGCUAGAACAAUUGGACAUUUCCAUUGGUCCAAUACAAACAUUUUCUUGUGUCAAAUCAUUUGUCUCACGAUUGCCCCUGCUUUUGUAAUGGCAGGGGUGUACUACUUGUUAACCCAGUUGAUUAUUAUCCACGGUGGUGGCCGCCGCUUCUCAAUCCUACGACCCAGCUACAUAUCAUGGAUUUUCAUAUGCUGUGAUGUUAUUAGUUUGUUCAUUCAGGCGGCAGGUGGUAUCACCGCUGCUGUGAAACUCCGUUUGUUUGAAAACACUCAGAGUGGCACGUACAUUAUGGUGGGGGGGAUUGCGUUUCAAGUCGUUUCAAUGACGUUGUACCUCGCUUUGCUAUUCAAUUUCUUAUACCACAUAUACUUCAAGUCAAUCGGUCUAAAAUUCAGUUUUGGCACCUUGUGGCAUUUACUUUUAAACACUAAACGAGGUCACAAAAUCAGGAUUGAUUACAAUUAUGACCUGCAUUAUGAUCCGUCGUUUCAACGAAUACGACAGCGGCCAUUGUUCAAUUACCUACCAUUGGCAAUCAUAAUGGCCUCGCUUUUCGUGUACGUCAGAUGCAUUUACAGAGUGAUUGAGCUAUCAGAAGGAUGGCGAGGGUACUUGAUCACCCACGAAGCUUAUAUUUUGACAUUGGAUGCCCUUAUGGUGUUUCUCAGUUGUGUGACUUUUCUUCCGUUCCAUCCAGUGAUUGUAUUUGGAAAAGAUGUUCAUAUUUCCAUUCGAGAGAGUUUUGGAAAAGUCAAUAUGGACUUGCCGCCAGUUGCCAUAUCGGAAAAGGAACAUUCGUUUUCCAAUGAUGACCAAAGCAGUGAUACAUUGCAAGAAAAGUAUAUGUAUGGGCAGAGUAAAAGUUCAGACAGAGUUUCAUCUACUCCGACUUUGGGUAAUAAUGGCGGUCAAAAGUACCACAAUCCGUACUUGUCGCCAACAAGAUUUGCCAACUACAAGCUGUCAAGUUCUAAGUACGUGUAA
Lodderomyces theae is the source of this 1515-nucleotide messenger RNA. RefSeq lists its product as uncharacterized. Gene Ontology annotation, cellular component: fungal-type vacuole; plasma membrane. The transcript has a single exon. The record is from RefSeq and is a predicted model, not a curated record. Lineage: Eukaryota; Fungi; Ascomycota; Pichiomycetes; Serinales; Debaryomycetaceae. Bases 1 to 1515 code for a protein of 504 amino acids.